UCCCACAAUACCAGGCGGGAGGGCGGGUAGGCGAUUUGUAUCCGGGCUGAGAGGUGCUCCGAGCCGCCGCGGCUCCCGCUGCCUCUGUCUCUUUAACGCGAGAGGAAGCGAUGCAGAGGGGUGGAAAAUGGCAGAGCUGCAGAUGUUACUAGAGGAGGAGAUCCCGUCUGGCAAGCGGGCGCUGAUAGAGAGUUACCAGAACCUGACCCGGGUCGCGGACUACUGUGAGAACAACUACAUACAGGCUACAGAUAAGAGAAAAGCUUUAGAAGAGACCAAAGCCUACACAACCCAAUCCCUAGCUAGUGUUGCAUAUCAAAUAAAUGCAUUGGCCAACAAUGUACUCCAGUUGCUGGACAUCCAGGCCUCUCAGCUCCGGAGAAUGGAGUCAUCCAUCAAUCAUAUCUCACAGACUGUGGAUAUUCAUAAAGAGAAAGUGGCUCGAAGAGAGAUUGGUAUAUUGACAACAAAUAAGAAUACAUCCAGAACUCACAAAAUAAUAGCACCUGCAAAUAUGGAGCGCCCUGUAAGGUAUAUUCGGAAACCUAUUGACUAUACAGUUCUGGAUGAUGUGGGCCAUGGUGUCAAGUGGCUAAAAGCCAAGCAUGGAAAUAACCAGCCUGGAAGAACUGGCACAUUGUCGAGAACAAAUCCUCCUACUCAGAAACCACCGAGUCCUCCCAUGUCAGGUCGGGGAACAUUGGGACGGAAUACUCCUUAUAAAACCCUGGAGCCUGUUAAACCCCCAACAGUUCCUAAUGACUACAUGACAAGUCCUGCUAGACUUGGAAGUCAGCAUAGUCCAGGCAGGACAGCUUCUUUAAAUCAGAGACCGAGGACACACAGCGGAAGUAGUGGAGGAAGUGGAAGUCGAGAAAAUAGUGGAAGCAGCAGUAUUGGCAUUCCCAUUGCCGUGCCUACACCUUCACCACCCACUAUUGGACCAGAAAACAUUUCUGUCCCUCCUCCUUCUGGAGCUCCACCAGCACCACCUCUUCCACCACUUCUCCCAGUGAGCACUGUGAUAGCAGCCCCGGGCUCAGCUCCUGGUUCCCAGUAUGGCACAAUGACCAGGCAGAUUUCUCGACACAACUCUACCACUUCUUCAACAUCUUCUGGUGGAUACAGACGAACUCCCUCUGUGACUGCUCAGUUUUCUGCUCAGCCUCAUGUUAAUGGAGGUCCACUUUAUUCUCAAAAUUCAAUUUCUAUUGCUCCACCCCCUCCCCCUAUGCCUCAGUUGACUCCACAGAUACCUCUCACAGGCUUCGUGGCCAGGGUGCAGGAAAACAUUGCUGAUAGUCCAACUCCCCCCCCACCACCUCCACCAGAUGACAUUCCUAUGUUUGAUGACUCUCCACCACCGCCGCCGCCACCUCCAGUGGACUAUGAAGAUGAGGAGGCUGCAGUAGUUCAGUAUAAUGAUCCAUAUGCAGAUGGGGAUCCUGCUUGGGCCCCCAAGAAUUAUAUUGAGAAAGUUGUGGCAAUAUAUGAUUAUACAAAAGACAAGGAUGAUGAGCUAUCAUUUAUGGAGGGUGCAAUCAUUUAUGUUAUAAAGAAGAAUGACGAUGGCUGGUAUGAAGGAGUCUGCAAUCGAGUGACUGGUUUGUUCCCUGGGAACUAUGUUGAGUCAAUCAUGCACUAUACUGAUUAAAUUUUUUGCUUCUAAAGUAGGUUCUUAUUCUUACUCAGUCAUACUGUGGGACUAUCAUGGUUAACAGAAUUGUCUUAAAAUGUUCCCAUAUUUCAGGACAUGCUGUUUUACUGGUAUAAUUGAAUGUCUACCUGUAAGCAUAAAUCUUUGAGGCAGUUUGUGUAUUGCUCAAUAGCAAUUUUUUUACAAGAUGCUGUCCAUAAUUGAUUAUGCUUAUAUACUUACACAUUGUUAACUUUAUGACCAGCCUAAAUAUUCUGGGGUAUGGGGUAUAAUAUUUAACAAAUCAUGAUUCAGAUUGUACCAUAACAUGUUUCAGUGCAGCAUGAUUAACGCUAUGUCAGACUAAUAUUAAAAUCAGAAAACUUAAAUGCUGGUGCUGGUCAUACUUUUUGUUUAGAUUCUCAUUCUUGAAAUAAACUGUUUAAAGCAUGCAUACAAAUUCAUGUAUUGAAGUAUACUUUAAAAAAUCCAAGAUGCUUCCAAUUUGUGUACUGUUUACAUGGAGCACUUAAGUCUCGAAAUGAGUUGGGUCUCUUAAGGUCUCUAUGUGAAACUAAACAAACCAAAAAAAGGGUUAUUUGAAAUGUUGUAAUUUGUACCUGAGUUUUUUAAUGAGUGAAUUUACAUUAUACGUUUUUUCCAUUCAUAAAUACAUAAGUGAACCAAAGGUUUUUGUCUUUUUCCUUUACUGGUUUGCUUUAAAAAACAAAACAAAUAAAAGAUACUCAUUUAUUACAGAAUUAUGGUUCUACUUUCCCAAUAUAUUAACUUUGAAAAACACUUUAGCCUUAUUUCAAUCUGUCCCAACAGUAACAUGUGAUUUUCAUGAUUUACAAUCUGAGAUGGUUAUUAACAAGUCAAUCUACUGAAUCCCUUUUCUAAAGUAACUUUUUCAAAGCUAAGAACAUGUGUCAAAGUGCACAUUCUAUAGGUAAAAUUUGUAAGGAUUGCUACCCUUAAACAAGGCUUCAGUUUUUCAAUGAGCUGUUAUAUUACCGGUCCAGUGAAAGGAAAUUAUAAGUAUCUUUUACAUACUGUUUUUGUAGAAGUGGAUGCAGUUGAUUUUUAAAUAGGCACUAUUUAGUCCAUUACCUGACACUAGCAGCAACAUAACGAUUUUUAAAACAUUUGGGAAAAAAAGAUUGGUCAUAUGUUAAAUCAGUGAACAGGGAUAUAUACCUGACCAACAGAUUUGUAUUGUCUUUUGAUAUAAUUGAAAUGCAACACAUGCACUUUGUGUGUCUCCUCUUAAUUUAAGGGAGGGUUUGAGGGAUGUUUUCUCUUCUUAUUUUGUGUAUAAUUCUAUACUGCCUAGGAUUUUAAAGUAGAGCACUCAACUGUGGGUUUCUGUGUAUCGAGGAUUUGUUUGGAUUUCAAAUUAUAGUUAUGUACUGGGUGUUACAGAUUUGUAACAGCAUAGUAAAUGUUAAGACUAGUGCAAAACAUUUCUGAAAAUUAAAACCAUUAUUGCUACCAAAUGAAUGUGACUGUUGCAUACGCAUUUUGCUUUUGUUAAUCUUCAGACAUGCUUUUAGUAUCACUAGUGACCAGGUGGCUUUUAGUAUCACUUUUCUCGGUGGAAUGUUCUUAAUCUUGUAUAUAACCUAUUGUCUAAAUUUCAUGUACAGUCUUUUAUAAUAAACCAUUCUCCUAUAUGAAA
Molecule: messenger RNA, 3317 nt
Organism: Talpa occidentalis (Iberian mole)
Lineage: Eukaryota; Metazoa; Chordata; Mammalia; Eulipotyphla; Talpidae
Gene: ABI1
Product: abl interactor 1
Exons: 12
Coding region: 128-1654 (508 amino acids)
Cellular component (GO): intracellular anatomical structure; lamellipodium
Molecular function (GO): SH3 domain binding; cadherin binding
Source: RefSeq, a predicted model, not a curated record